Messenger RNA from Linum trigynum, 3973 nucleotides. The record is from the annotation of a GenBank genome assembly. Lineage: Eukaryota; Viridiplantae; Streptophyta; Magnoliopsida; Malpighiales; Linaceae.
GCUCAUAUAUACUUAUGAUUGAUCGGUCUUUUCAGGGACAUCCGAUAUACUUAUGAUUUGAUCGAACAAGAUAUUCAUAAAUGGUGUAUCAAGAUAUUCAGUUCGUAGUUAGACUUAUGAGUAUGUCAAAAUAUAUUUAAGUUCGAAAUGCAUUCAAACUAACUCAUAAUCAAUCUGAUUGAACUUUUACAAUGUCGAAUCAAAAUUCGACAUACAAUGCUUUUGUUUCCUACCUAGAAAUAACCUAACCUAUCAUGAAACGAACCAACCAUAGUGACACAACGUGACCAAUAAAAUAUAAAUCAACACAAUCAUAUAUAUAUAUACAUUUUCUCCUUAGGUUAAAACAUGAAGGGAGAAAAUUAAUGCACAUCCAAGUCAUAUAUAUAUAUCCACCGCCCAAACACCCACCACCACUCGACAAAAGGCUUGAAAACAAGGCACAAAGUAAAACAAAGUAGAUUGAAGCACGUAUAGGUUUUUGAGGUCGUUGUCUUGAGGUUUAGCUUAAUAAUAAUAUUUCCCUCUACACAACGGCACAUCACAUUCAUCACCACAAUAAGAUCAUCACUAGUCGGAGUCGGACUAAAAUCAACCCGACUAUGAUGCUUACAGUCCAUGAGAACAUAUUUACAGGGUUUUGCGUUACUGGAUUAAGUAUUGCACAUUUCGCAUCUAUUUAAUAGUUACGAAAGGUUUAACAUGUAAUCUAGGAACGUCUCGUCUUCGUACUUAAGUAUGUUCUCACGGUUUGAGAUGUGAGGAGUAGAAGUGGAAAUCAAUAUGAUAUAUCGGUAUCUCAGUACCUAAUAGCAAUCGAAAUCUCGAAUAACGCAAACAGUGUUAUACAAUCAACAUAUCAAACGCUUAUCUCGAAAUAUUUCGGUACGGUUUCGGUAUUCCCAAUACCAAAGCAAUUACCUUCACAAUUAAUAAAUAAUACAUGCAAAUAAAUAAUGAUUCGAAUGCAUCUAACGCUGAACAAUUUUUUUUUUUUUUUUAUCGUGUAGGCUUGAAGUUUAAUUCCAUUAUUGAAAACCUUGGGCGAUCGAAAGUUGAGGUGAGAAAAGUCUAAUAAAAACCAAUCAAGUCUACAUUGAAUGGAUUGAAUCAAAGUCUCAAUUGAAUUACUUAAUUCAUCACAGGUGCUCAUUUGGGCUACAAGACUCAAUCUUGAGUCUGCCUUAAACAUAAGGCAGGGACAAAAGGAAGGGAUGAGAUGGUGAUAUCUCAUUAUCUUGACCUUGGUGAUCUUUGACUCAACUGAGUUGAGACUGAGCAACGACUAAUGAGUGAGAGUGUCUGCUUUUUUCGUGUUGUGGAAAUAACAAGAGAUUGAUUGAGAAACGAGAGUGAACUACGAAAAAAUUUGAAUAUAAAACUGGAUUGGCUGGGAUUUUGCAAGUUUUCAAAGUGUGAGCAAUGAUCAUAAGGCUGCAUAUCCCGAUCUUAAUUUCAUAAUCCUGAAUACCAAACAACUUCUCAAGAUUCAUUUUAAUGACAAAUUCUAAAAAAUAACUCGAAAUUCAAUAAUACCUAUAUAUCUCAAAUAACGAUAUCAAACUUCGGAACGAGGACAGCAAAUCCAUCAUUUCAUACCACAUCAAGCCAAAUCUGGGUCCUACUUUUCACGUCGUUGCCAUGUUAAUUAGCAAUCUUAAUGCUGACUCAUCAAAUCCAAACAUAGUAGUAUGCUGCUCCCUUCUUUAAAUUGAUCAAGUAGCAUGAGCCUGCGGCCUUGUCAUGACGGUCUAGGGGGAGCUCUCUUACACCCCAUGUCGAUUUAAUAGAACAACCCAUUUAGUGGCGAACCAAACAUUUUUAUCGACAAUUUAACUAUUUAUCGACUGUCGGGAUUGGUUAUACUGUAAUCAUAUGAGAUCAUUUCAAAAUUCAUCCAAACACCUUAAAACUAGGGGUGACUAUAUGGUCUAGUCCGGUUAAAUUGGCCCAAAUUGAGACCUGAAAUGAAAGGGUGAGGAGUUGGUCAAGUUUUGAAUGUUGGGCUCUCUUAUGUUGUCUUUAUUCGGUUUUCGGUCCGUUCCCGAGCAAUUUUUCACCUCAAAUUUAUGUCCGAAAAUGAGAUUGUAUUGUUAGCUAUCCGAUUUUGAUCCGAAUUGUACGGUCCAAUUUCGGAUAAAAAACCAAAAAUCUCGUACCAAAUAGCUACCCAUACUUAAAAACCGCGAUAAAACCUGACUUCUUAGUCACCGAUUAUGCCUAGUCAGCACGCUAGCUAAUCCAGCCUGCUCAAUUACUUCCCAAUUAAAUUAAUCAAAAAAAAUUAUUCGCCCCACUAAUCCCCACAAAUAUUCCCUCCUCGGCGCUGAACCCCACGCGCUCUGUUUCCUCCUUUUUUUUUUUUUUGGUAGAAACUCUGUUUCCUCCUUUAAUUACCACUUUCCAUUCGCUCCCCUUUCCUCCUUCCUUUCCCCUCUAUCCCUCGCCCGACUCUAAAACCUCCCGCCGCCGGGAAAUCGCCAUGGCAUCACCCCUCCACCAGGCGGACCUCGACUCCUCCGCCGCCGGCGACUCCGUGGCGUCCUCCCCUCGCUCCGACGUCAACGCGCCUUUCUCCCAGCAGGACCCGCGCGUGCGGUUCAUGUGUAGCUUCGGCGGCAAGAUCCUCCCCCGCCCCCACGACAACCUCCUCCGCUACGUCGGCGGCGAGACCCGGAUGGUGGCCGUCCACCGAUCCACGACCUUCACCUCCCUCGUCUCCAAGCUCGCCAAGCUCUCCGGCCUCCCCGCCGUCGCCGUCAAGUACCAGCUCCCCAACGAGGACCUCGACGCGCUGAUCUCCGUCUCCACCAACGAGGACGUCGAGAACAUGAUGGACGAGUACGACCGCGUCGCGCUGAAUCUGAACCCCCGAUCGGCCCGAUUACGGCUCUUCCUCUUCCCCAAGGAAGGGGAAUUGGAUCCCAAUUCGAGGACCAGCAGCAUCAGCUCGCUCCUCGACGGGUCGACGAAUCGGGAGCACUGGUUCUUCGACGCGCUCAAUUCGGGCCGGACCCUGGAGCGGGGCAGGUCGGAGGCCUCGUCGAUCGUCUCCGAGAUGCCCGAUUACUUCUUCGGGCUGGAGAAUCCCGACGAGAAUCAGCAGCCGCGGGGAGGAGAGCACAGGCUGAGGACGAGCAAGCCCGUCUUCAACGACAGCGUUUCGGCUUCGGAUCCGGGUUCGCCCGCCCCGGUCGUCUCGUCGUCGCCGUACUGCUCCACCUCAUCGGUCGCCGCCCCGCCGACCUCGACGAUCCCGAGCGUCUCUUCGAUCCCGGAUCUCCCGCCGGUCAAGACCAAACCCGAACCACCCGAACCGGUCGUGGUCCGGCGGCAGUACUCCGAACCGAUACCCGAACCCCAAUUGCAGCAGCAGCAGCAGCAGCAGCAGGCUCCGCCCGGGUACGCGAUGCAGUAUGUUCCGGAGUCUCAUUAUUCGGGUCCUCCUUCCGGCCCGGUCCAUCACAUACCGGUUUAUUACGUACCGGGUCAGGGGAACGUUCCGGUUCAACAGGUUCAAUACCGGCCCCAAUAUGUUCAGCAACCGCAGUAUACGGUUCCACAGGGUCAAAUCCAAGGAGUCGGGUACCAUCAGGUACCCACGAAUAUGGGUCAGCAGGUGCAAGCCGGGAUGGGUCAGGUCUAUGGCGGGAUGCGACCCGCCAUGGAUCCGUACGAAGGAGCGAGGAUGGUUUCAGACGGGAUGAACCAGCAGCAGGUUUAUUACGGGGUGAGAAACACGAACCCUGUCAUGACCGGUCCGGGUCAUCCGGGUAUGGUGAUGGCUCCUCCAGGGGAGGAGAUGCAUAAAGGUAUGGUCGACCCGAAAACAGGUCGGAUCUCCGGGCCGUGAUGGUUGGGUGAUGAUUGAAUUAUUAUCUCUAUAUAUUUUGUAUUGUUUUUUGUUUGUAUUUGUGUGUCGUUGUUGCGGUUGAUUUUGAUGUUUAUGAUGAAAUAAGGCCUGUAAUUAGGU